Molecule: messenger RNA, 1080 nt
Organism: Symbiodinium pilosum
Lineage: Eukaryota; Dinophyceae; Suessiales; Symbiodiniaceae
Source: the annotation of a GenBank genome assembly
AUGUUGAACGAUGCUGCUGCUACGACAGAAGCCGAGAAUGAGCAGAAGCCUGGAAGCUGCAGCGAAGAUGCUAGCGCCAGCAAGCAUUCUUUGGCGAAGCCUGCCAAAAAGAGACUGAGCAAGCUGGCUUUGCAGCCGCUUCCUGCAGGCGGAACUGCCUCAAAAUCAGCACAGUCGCUCAUCUCACGCAUGUCUGCGGGAGCUGUUGGGCCUGCGUUGUCUCUUCGCACUUCGCUUUCGGGCUGCCGGGGUGCGGACUUGCACGCGGUGCUUCGCGCCCUCGAAGAUAAUCAGGACAUCCACUUCCUGAGCAUUGGCUGCAACGCUGCUUUAGCCACUUCUGCUUCCCUGGCCUCACAGUUGGCCGGCGUGCUGCGCCGAGGUUUUAUCUGGGCCUGCGACUUUGGGGAGCUUUAUUUCCGCGGGAACGUCCUUGACGGCUUCCUGAAGAGCCUUGAGGGCCCCGCUGGCACACCUCUUAGCAAUCUGGCGUUUACAUUUAUCGACAAGGGCUGCGGCAUCAACGAUCGCCAGGUUGCAAGGCUGAAAAACAUGACCCGACAGCGGCGUUUGCUGGACAAGUCCAUCUCCUCGACCAAAGUGGAUCGAACACACGCUCCUUGGCUCGACAUCCCACGCGUGUUCGGGCUUGUAAUGCGAUCUAAGAAUCUUACCAAGUGCUUCUGGCGUCCCUACCAAGAGGGUGAGUUCUGGCGCAGGGCGGGCUUCCAUUGCGCUGGCCUGCGGGGAUCAUCCCAAUCCGCAGGUAAGCGAGUGAACCCAGCAAUUCAGCGGCUGACCACGGCAUUGCACCGAGGAAACCUUGAGGCCUUGGCUUUACAAAAAGCUUUCCCUCCAGGGGAGGAGGGCCACCGACGAAGUCGCCAGCUCCUCGAGGCAGCCCUCCACCGGUCCCUCCCCCCGGCUCCGCUUCCUCGCUGGGUGCUGCCUGGAGAAAAGCCGCAGAAGCGGCAUUCAGAGCUCCAACCCUCACUGCAGGAAGGACUCCUCAAACGGAGGCGCACACGAGAGUCGCAAGAGGCAACAUUGCCGCAACCAGUGAUCAUGCUGGAUGGCUGA